UAAAGGCAGCUGGAAAAUAGCAACACGUCCCACCCAUGUCAGCUUCCAACAACAGCAGCUCCAGCGCUUCCACCUUCACCUUGAUUGGAAUCCCAGGGCUGGAGGCAGUGAAUUUCUGGCUGGCUUUCCUUCUGUGCUCGCUGUACCUCUUCGCCGUCCUCAGGAACGGCACCAUUAUUUAUAUCAUCAAAGCCGAUCAAAGCCUCCAUGAGCCCAUGUACCUUUUCCUCUGCAUGCUUGCAGCCAUCGACGUGCUGAUCUCCACAUCCACCAUGCCCAGAAUGAUGGACCUCCUCUGGUUCAACUCCACCACCAUUGGGUUCGAUGCCUGCCUGCUCCAGAUGUUCUGCAUCCACUCUCUGUCUGCCAUGGAGUCCACCAUCUUGUUGGCCAUGGCUUUUGAUCGCUACGUGGCCAUAUGCUGUCCCCUGCGGCACGCAGCCAUUCUCACCAGCCCCAGAAUAGCCAAGAUAGGGCUGGCAGCGGUAAUCAGAGGAGCUACCGUGAUGGCCCCCUUGCCCAUUUUUAUUAAAAGGCUGCCCUUCUGCAGCUCCAGAGUCCUCUCCCAUUCCUACUGCUUGCACCAGGACGUGAUGAAGCUGGCCUGUGCCGACAUAAAGGUCAAUAUAAUCUAUGGUUUGAUUGUUAUUACCUCUGUCAUUGGGUUGGACUCCCUGCUGAUCUCCCUGUCGUACGUCUUCAUUCUCAGAGCCGCCUUGAGUCUGAGCCAAGAGGCCCGGCUCAAAGCGCUGGGCACCUGCAUCUCCCACGUCUGUGCCGUCUUCCUGUUCUACGUGCCAUUCAUUGGCCUAUCCAUGGUGCACAGGUUUGGGAAGAUACAGGGUUCCAACAUCCAUGUCGUAAUGGCCAACGUCCACUUGCUGGUGCCCCCGGUACUCAACCCAAUAGUGUAUGGGGUGAAAACCAAGCAAAUCCGUCAAAGGAUCACAAGGCUGUUCCAAAGAACUACACACUGAUGGGACCUUUUAUCUAGCCAGCUGCAUAGUCAUUCAAAACAGAAGCAAUAAUUAAUAACCCACAUGGCCAAUCCAGAACAUCACUCGACAAGCAGGACAAUUCCCCACGCAUCCUUGUACUCAAAGCAAACCCAGUGUAGAUCACAGUGGCACAUAGCCAGUCCCUGGAGUUUCCCUUUCGUCCAACAGCCACAGCUAGAGCGGCACCAACAGGGGAACAAGAGAGGAGUUUGGGUAAGCCAGCCCUCUCCCCUGCCCUCCUCAUCAGAUCCUGCGGCAGCCACCCAAACGCAGCAGAUCCCAGCAGCCUCGCUUCCCGCCAGAAGCCUGAGGAACUUCAGGGUGGCCUAAGAGAGCCACCAGUCCCUGGAACUGGCAUUGAAAUCAACAGAUUUCCGUCUAGCACUGAACACAGCGUAUGACCUCCUAACUUCAGUUCCAUGGAUGACACUGAUACACCACGUCAGAGAGGAAUACACGACACCAGUCUCUUAAUAGCGGAGAAUAAAUAACAGCUGCCAGAAAAGGAAUAAAUGACGCAUGAUCUUACAUCUGGUACUUCUGGGGGAAUUCUGUGC
This is a messenger RNA of Chrysemys picta bellii (western painted turtle), 1555 nucleotides long. Its product is annotated as olfactory receptor 51E1-like. The record is from RefSeq and is a predicted model, not a curated record. Lineage: Eukaryota; Metazoa; Chordata; Testudines; Emydidae. Gene Ontology annotation, biological process: G protein-coupled receptor signaling pathway. Gene Ontology annotation, molecular function: olfactory receptor activity; G protein-coupled receptor activity. Gene Ontology annotation, cellular component: plasma membrane.